Molecule: messenger RNA, 2525 nt
Organism: Amphimedon queenslandica
Lineage: Eukaryota; Metazoa; Porifera; Demospongiae; Haplosclerida; Niphatidae
Exons: 2
Coding region: 27-2375 (782 amino acids)
Cellular component (GO): cytoplasm
Molecular function (GO): protein binding
Source: RefSeq, a predicted model, not a curated record
AAGAAUUUUUGGAGGAGAAGGCGAGCAUGAAAAACUCUAACUCUAACAGGCCGAGGAGAAAGAAGCAGGCCACUCCAGCAACAGAGAGCAGUCAAAGAGGCCCUGUACCAUUAAAAUGGCUACUACUAAUCGGAGCAAUAGUCUGUAUUGGGGCUGUGUUCUAUCGCUCCGUUAUUUUAGUAGAUUACACUGGACCAAAGUUUGCUGACUCCGAGAGAGGAGCACAGAAGCGCUCGAGAGAAGAGAAAGCUUCUUCGAGCCCCUCACCUUCCCCAUACUCUGAUACGGCCACCAGGGAAAGAACUCAGACCAUAGACGAGUCUACACUGACACACGGGACUUCAACAUGUGAAGAGUUGACAGAGGGCGCUCAGAAAUUACUACAGUCCUCAAAAGAAAGGGAUCUGGAGCUAGCGCUAGAUAUGCUGGCGACGUGCAUCUUAAAAGAAGAGUCUAAUGCAGGAGCAAGGUGGAAUCUUGCCGCAGCCCUCCUAGAAGCUGAUCGAACGUCCGAAGCUCUUAACUUCAUUGAUCAAGCAUUAACUCUUGACCCUAUGAACACACGAUAUUUAUACGAAGGAGGUAUGGUCAUGUCAAGACUUAAUUUAAAUGACAAGGCCAUCAAAUGCUGGGAGAGUUAUCUAGAGAUUGUCCUAAGUGUCCCGAACUGGGAGGCGUUAUUAGCGACCAUUUCAAAUCAGCGUGAGGACGAAUGGGAGUUUUUGAAGGAAAUCGAGAACGCCGAAGAGUUUUUAGAAAGUCUUUUAAACACUUACCUGAGACACCACUCGUUUGUAAAAUCCUCUUAUCUCUACCGUGUUCUCAUUGGUCUACGAGGUUUAGAGUCCUCUCAUCAACUAAUAGGACGUUAUGCCUUUUACGCCUUCAGUAUCGGAGACCUUGCAAACGGCAUUGGGUACCUUCAAUACCUCACGGAGCAGAACUAUGUGUCAGUCGGCUAUGGAUCCAUCGACAGAGCCAGGGAAGUGAUUACGGCCCAUGCCCUAAGACUCCUAACUGGUGGCAUAGACGCAAAUAUUGUUGGAAUCACAAGGAAUAUUUUAAUCGCCGGACAAGCAGCUUGGGACGAGCUAGUGUAUCAUUGCGACGCUAAAGGGAAGGACUUGGAUUUUAGUUCUAACGUGUCUCUGGUACUCAUUAGGGACGCCAUUGCUCAGUGUUUUAUAUCACAAGAGCUCGUGGUGAAACUAAUGGAGAGAGGAGCAGCUGUACAUGCUGAGAAUAUGUUUGGAUGGACGCCAUUAUUACAAGUUAUACCAUUAGACAAUCCAACCGUAUUUCACCAAAUACUAAAAGCUAGGGCUGAUCCUCAUGCAAGAACAGCCAUAGGCCUCACUGGCUUGCAUAUAGCAGCAAUCAAAGGAAGCAAAAAUGUCGUACUACCAUUACUACAAGCUGGUUUAAAAGCAAACACAAAAGAUGCUAUGAAUAGAACUGCCAUGGACCUGGCUUGUCUACAUCGUUGGUAUGCCGAUGAAUUCGCUUCUGCCCUCCAAAUCUCGAAACCUUACGGCUGCCCGGUAAAACCGCAAUACCUCCCUCCGUUAAAAAGCGGGUUUAAGCCGGGUGGGUGGUUAAAGAGCAGUAUAAAGCUACCUAAGAGACUCACGACUGAAGGAUGUGAUAUUGAUGUGAUUGGUUAUAAUGCAAGGACAGAGGAACUGAUUGCUGACUAUAUGAGUAUAUCCCUUCCUGUAUUGAUACGUAAUGCUUCAAACAGUCACGUUAUGAGUAGACUCUUCCACAUGUGGCAGAGAAACAAGAUGGAGAGAGAGUAUGGAGACACUGUAGUUAAUGAGGUACUAGUCCCGUACGCUGAGGCUUUCGGUUAUAACGAGACGUUACGAACGACACUGAGAUCUUUCUUGGUUAAGAUGGCCGCUAAUAGUGAAGAGCAGGCUCAGGCUCGCGACGUGAUGGAUCUUUUGCCGCCUUCGUACGUGUUUCAGACCCUCCCGGAAACCUCUCCGAUUUUGGAACAUUUUAAAAUUCCGUCUGUUCUAGACCCAUCGCAAACCGAAAUAACGACUGAUAAAAUCCAAUUCUACGUGGGCGGAACUCUCUCUGGGGCUCCGCCCCAUUUUCACAGGACCGCAUGGAAUUUUUUGGUCUAUGGGAAGAAAAGAUGGUUCAUUUUUCCUCCGAAGGAUGCUUUCUACUCCAAGGAACACGUUUGGGACUGGUGGAGAGAUAGGUACCAGAAUGAAAACGGAAAGAGAGCAUGGGAAUGCGUCCAGUAUCCUGGGGAUCUGAUGGUACUUCCAGACAUGUGGGGCCAUGCCGUCAUUAAUUUGCAGGAGAGUGUGGGCGUGGCUUCGGAGUUUGUGUAUGGAUCCAGUGAAUUUUCGUUAUAAAAUUAUUAUUAUUAUUAUAUAGUUAUUUUUAAAAUUAUUCUUAUUAUGGUAUGAUUGCAGUUUAUUACAGGCACUUCUCAUUUUAAUCAGCUAUGAAAUUAUUAUUAUUAUUAUUAUUAUUAACAAUUAUAAUAUUAAAAUCAUUAAUAA